CGGAUUUUAAAGGGGCACUUUCAAAUGAUGUUAUUUAUUUUCCAACAUCCUGUAACAAUGCUUCGAAUUCACUUAUCCAUCGUAUAUGUAUAAAUAUACCGCGUAGACUAUAAUUUAAAAAUCAAGGGUCGUGCGUUAAAAACGUAGUUAAUCGCGAACUCUCGGACGGAGCACUUGGACACCUGAUUUCAAAAUGUUUAAUUCUCUUAAGUCCACAAAAAGGAGUUUUUUAUGCUUAAGGCACAUAACCACUGACACUAAUUUAGUUAUAACAACACCAGCAAGUAAACCAUUCAAAGAUGUACCCGGUCCGAGGGCACUGCCGUUCGUUGGACAGUUGUACCAUUUUCUACCAGGAGGUUUACUUCACAAUCUUAGAGGUUUUGAUUUACAUAACUUUCUAUACGAGAAAUAUGGACCUGUUGUUAAAAUGAAAGGACAUUUUGGUGCAAAAGACUCAAUUUUACUGUUUGAUCCAGAAGUCGCGAUACAGAUAUAUCGAUCAGAAAAUACAAUGCCUAUACGAAUAGGUUUUUUUGCGGCACAACAUUAUAAACAUGUAAUUAAAAAGGAAAAGGGCGAAGAGAGAACAUACAGCGGACUUAUUUUUGACCACGAGGAAAAGUGGAGAGAGAUAAGAACACUAGUCAAUCCAGUUAUGAUGCAAGCAAAAUCAUUAAAGCCAUAUGCUGAACCACUGGACGAAAUAGCCCAAGAAGCAGUUGCAAGGAUGAAGUCUAUUCGAAAUGAAAACAACAUGAUUGAAAAUAAUCUUCUUGACGAAUUUAUGUCAUAUGUAUUAGAAUUUACGGGAAUAAUAGCACUCGGCCGUCGAUUUUAUGCUUUCGAUCCCAAUUUACGGGAAGGCUCUUUGACGCCAAUAUUACUUAGAAAUGUACAAGAUUUCUUCGCACUAUCAGAUAAACUAGAUUUUCAGCCUAACUUAUGGAGAUACUAUCCAAACAAGACAUUCAGGACAGCUAUGAAGUUCUUAGAGGAAGCUGAAAAGCUGAAUGUAAAACUACUAAGAACGGCUAUGGAAGAAUUAAAAAAGAACCCAAAGCCUGAAGAAAAAAAAGGUGUGUUAGAAAAAUUGGCGGAAAUAAAUGAGGAUGUAGCUUUAGCAUUUGCUGAUGACAUGUUUUUUGUAGGAGUUGAUACCUUAGCAAAUGGAAUGAUAUCCGUGUUAUAUUUGCUAGCGAACAAUCCUGAUAAACAAACUAAAUUAAGGGAAGAAUUAAUGUCAAAAGAAAGUAGACGACCGUAUUUACGCGCAUGUAUAAAAGAGGCGGCGCGAAUGAGACCUGUGGCGUUCGGAAAUUUAAGACUCACUACAACUGAGUAUAAUAUCUUCGGUUACGAAAUUCCUAAAGACACUAUGGUAUUGUUUUGUCACGAGCAUAUGUCUCUUAGAGAGGACCAGUAUCCUCAGCCAAAUCAGUUCAUUCCUGAACGUUGGCUGGUUGACAAAAACCAUCCACUGUACCAUGGAAACGCACAUCCUGCAGCCGCUGUGCAUUUUGGUUACGGAGCUCGGGGCUGCGUAGGUCGAAAAGCAGCCGAUAUGGAAAUGGAAAUACUUAUCAGCCGUGUUAUAGAAAACUUCAGGUUAGAAUGGCGCGGAAAGCCAAUGGCGGUGUACCAAAGCGUUUCCAAUCACAAUAUGGCGCCGUACAACUUUAUUUUUAACGAUGUUUGAUUUAUUAUUCAAGAAAAAAUUGACAUUGACUCUUUCGGCGGUUUGCAAAUUAUGACUGAACAUUGUUUUGGCACUCAGUUUUGCGCUCCUGUUAAUUUGAAAAUUCUAGACCAC
This is a messenger RNA of Papilio xuthus (Asian swallowtail), 1813 nucleotides long. RefSeq names its product cytochrome P450 CYP12A2-like. The transcript is spliced from 11 exons. Bases 194 to 1699 code for a protein of 501 amino acids. Gene Ontology annotation, molecular function: oxidoreductase activity, acting on paired donors, with incorporation or reduction of molecular oxygen; heme binding; iron ion binding. Lineage: Eukaryota; Metazoa; Arthropoda; Insecta; Lepidoptera; Papilionidae. The record is from RefSeq and is a predicted model, not a curated record.